CCAGCUGCAAUGGCACGCGACCGAUCGUUUGCUCUGCUCGACUGUCCACCCGAGUGUAUGUGCGAUAGGAGCUCACCGGAAGUGGGGAAUGAUGGCUCUAACAGUACUUCAAAACCAUCAGUAUCGGAUUACGAAGCAGAUGGAAGUGUCCCAUCGUUUCACGCUCUGUGCAUGGUUGGACAAGGGGCAGGAUUCGAGAAGAUUGAGGAUCUUCUGUCGCUGGACACGACAGUGUUGAAGAUCAUAUACACUUCCCAAACGGAACAGUACCAGUUAAACGCAUCCAACUUGGUCCGUUUUCGCCAUCUUCGGAAACUACACGUCCAGUCGGUGAAGGCCCAACUGCUACGCUUUUCACUCGAUGCCGAGUUGCCUGUUGCACAUCUUCAUCUAGAAUCGCUGGAACUGCACCGAGAUUCACCACCGACCGUACUCGAUCGUACGCUGCCAUCGCUGGCGGAGCUAGGACUGCCACCCUUGGCAGAACCCAGUGGAAAUGAGGCCAACACUUAUCAAAUCGUUGGUGACGAGGAGGAAGAGAUCGUGGUCAACAGUGGCACCGAUACGCUUACCGAAACGUUCGAGCUGGAGAUCGUACCGUACGAGGUGUACAAGCGUGAACUGGCCAGCACUAGCAAUGUUUCGUUUUACGGAUGGACCAACCUAACAGCACUUGCCAUUCACGAUUGUCAGCUUGAAUCGUUACAUCCCGACUUUCUGUACGGACUCGAUCGGCUGCAUCGACUGUCGCUGCAACACAACAACCUCAAGAUAUUGCCACCGUUCGCGUUCUACGGUGCUCCCAACAUGCGUUUGCUGUCCCUGGCCCGGAAUCGUUUGCUGGAGGUCAGUUACUACUCGUUGGCGGGGUUGCUCGAGCUGCAGGUGCUCGAUCUGUCUGCGAACAACAUCUCCAAGGUGUCGGAGCUUACCUUCCCACCGUUCCCGAAGCUGGCCAAGCUUGAUUUGCGUCAGAACCCUAUCGAGUACGUGUUCGACAGUUCGUUCGCUAUCGCCAACAUGACGCGGUCGUUGUUCAUCGGAAGCGACGUAGUAGGUCUGCGCGUUGGAACACCCAAACCCUUCCAAGGAUUGGCCCAAAUGGAGCUGUUGGAGAUCCGCAAUCUACACCUGCCUGCCCUCAAUCAGUACCUAUUUCGCGGACUUCGAUCCCUUCGCACGCUGCGACUCCUGCAGGGUAACAUCUCUUUCGUCGAGUAUGACAGUUUUGCCGAAAUGAAGAAUCUGACCGAGCUGUACGCGUCCCGCUGCUCAAUCGCUACCAUUUCCAUGGACGCAUUCUUCGGUGUAAAGAGGCUACAGGUGAUUGACCUAUCAUACAAUCAACUUGCCGUGCUCCCGGUGGGAUUGUUCGACGAGCAGCUGCAGCUACUCGAACUCUACCUCCAGGGAAAUCAGCUCACUCAAUUGCCCACCGACUUCUUCCGCCGUCUAGCACCGGCCGUACAGAUUGUGCGGCUGAUCGAGAAUCCUUGGCAGUGCAGCUGCUCAAUGGUACAGUGGCGUCAAGCGGCUACAAACCGGCUAAAGGUUUCCUCCACAUCCAACAACCCACUGGCCGCUUACGUGUACAGCAACAAACUGACGCCACGCUGUAGUGAUCCGGUUAAGGGCAUUCAGAACCGUGGCGUGUACUACGUAAUCCGGAAGAAUCUCCAGUGCACCGUGGACACUAAUCGAGGCGUACAGAAAGCUCUCUUGCGUAUCAGUGAAAUGAAUCGUCGAAAGCAGCAAACACUUUUACAGGCACGAUACUCAGCUCCAACGAUUGUCCGUGUGCCCGUCGUCCCGAACGUUAACCCGAACCCACCAUACCAUCAGCGGCCACAGCAUUCCCUACUCUACCAGCAGAAGCGUCAACGGCUGCAGCAAAAGCUUCAUUACAAGCUACGAUACGGACCGACUGCAGCAAAUGCCACGCAACGCAUUAUUAGCAACGAGAUCGAGAACUAG
Messenger RNA from Anopheles maculipalpis, 1974 nucleotides. Its product is annotated as insulin-like growth factor-binding protein complex acid labile subunit. Gene Ontology annotation, cellular component: extracellular matrix. The transcript has 3 exons. Gene Ontology annotation, molecular function: protein binding. Lineage: Eukaryota; Metazoa; Arthropoda; Insecta; Diptera; Culicidae. The coding region runs from base 10 to 1974 and encodes 654 amino acids. The record is from RefSeq and is a predicted model, not a curated record.